Medioppia subpectinata is the source of this 1314-nucleotide messenger RNA. The record is from the annotation of a GenBank genome assembly. Lineage: Eukaryota; Metazoa; Arthropoda; Arachnida; Sarcoptiformes; Oppiidae.
AUGGCAAAUAAAAAGCCCCUUAAAGUGUUAUUCGCGCCCAUCUUAUUCGAGGGUCACGUCAAUCCCUGUAUCGGUAUUGCGAUGCAAUUGAUAGCCGACGGACACCGCGCGGUGUUUACGGCGAACGAUGUCUGGCGACCAAAACUGGCCGCUUAUGGCAUCGAAACGGUAGAGUUGGCCAAUAGUAGCGCAACUGAUGGUCGGGCCAUCGAUACGGCCCGCAGUUCGCAAUCAAUGGUAUCGUUUGGUUUGAUUGGCGGCGCGUCGGCCAUAGAGAAGGUGCGACUCGAGGUAAACGCCAUCGAGUUUUGGACGAAAAGCGUCCAGUAUUUCGACACACAGUUGGCCCGUCUGUUGCCCGCCAUUCGGCCCGAUGUCAUAGUUUUGGAUCAGUUGGUGACACUGCCGGCGGCCGAGUUGUCUGGCAUACCGUGUGUGUGGUUGUGGAGCGCCGGCCCUCUCGUGAUGCUCGACGAUGAGAGGACACCGCCCGGCAAAUCAGGACUGUCCGCUACGGGCGACCCGAGACUGUGGCGCGAGUUUCGCCAAUUGGUUAGAGACGUGAGGAGAGAGAAGUGGCGGACGUUUAACGAUUGGGUGGUCGGCCGGGGCUGCGAACCACUGCCCGAAUAUUGCUUUCACAACUCUGCGCGUUAUCUUCAUAUAUACGGCUACCCCUUGGAGUUGGACUAUCAGGACAUCCGUCCGUUGGAUCGCAAUUACGUCCGAUUUGACAAUUUUAAGCGCAACGAACGGCACAUGAUAUUCGCUGUGCCGCCAGAGUUGGCCGCAAAGCCCGGAAAAUUAGUUUACUUUUCGUUGGGCUCUCUCUGUCCGGUCGACGUGCAAAACAUGCGCCGAUUGGUCGCCAUUUUGGCCAAAUCUCCGCACCGUUUCAUCGUAUCGAUGGGUCCGAAGCAUAUGGAGUACACUCUGGCCGACAAUAUGUGGGGCGCGGCGUCUGUGCCGCAGAUCCGAGUCCUACCGCUCGUAGAUCUGGUCAUAACUCACGGCGGCUUAAAUACGGUGACCGAAAGCCUAUACUUCGGGCGACCGAUGAUAGCUAUGCCUGUAUUCAGCGAACAGUACGAUAACGCGCAGAGACUGCACGAUAAGGGCUUUGGUCUACGACUGGACGCAUACAAGUGCUCAGAGGAGGAGCUGUUGGCGGCGAUCGAGACUCUGCUAAACGAUCGCCAAUUGGCUGAACGGUUGGCCGAAGUCUCCCGAAGAAUACAAACCGAUAAUAGUUUGGCAAAAGUGUCGCAACUUAUUGAGAAUUUUGUUCAAAAUCCACACAAAUAUAUUGAUUAG